This is a messenger RNA of Triticum turgidum subsp. durum (durum wheat), 1101 nucleotides long. The record is from the annotation of a GenBank genome assembly. NCBI's taxonomy places the organism in Eukaryota, Viridiplantae, Streptophyta, Magnoliopsida, Poales, Poaceae.
AUGAUCGUCGGGAGGAAGAAUGCCGGCAAGGCCUCUCCCUUCUUGCUCAUCCUCAUCUCGGUCGGCUGCUUCUUCGCGACCUACAACUUCCUGACAAUGGUGGGCCACAGCCGAAGCGGAGACGGGCCACGCAAAUUGCUCGGCGGCGGCGAUCAGGGCGGUGCCGUCGCCUUCGGGUCUGGUUCGGACCCGUCGAAGAGGUUCCACGUCGCCCUUACGGCGACGGAUGCGCUGUACAGCCAGUGGCAGUCGCGGAUAAUGUACUACUGGUACAAGCAGAUGAGAGUCAGGCCUGACUCGGAUAUGGGCGGCUUCACGCGGAUCCUUCACUCUGGAAAGCCGGACGGUUUGAUGGAUGAGAUACCCACCUUAGUUGUUGACCCCCUCCCUGAAGGCGCUGACAGGGGUUACAUUGUCCUCAAUAGACCCUGGGCAUUUGUCCAAUGGUUGCAGAAGGCGAACAUCAAGGAGGAUUAUAUACUUAUGGCUGAGCCAGAUCAUAUCUUUGUGAAGCCUUUGCCAAACUUAGCUCACGGUGAAGAACCUGCCGCAUUUCCCUUUUUCUACAUCAAACCAACUGACAAUGAGAAGAUACUAAGGAAGUUUUUUCCAGAAGAAAAAGGUCCUGUCUCAAAUAUUGAUCCUAUUGGCAACUCCCCUGUGAUUAUCCAGAAGGCCCAGCUUGAGAAGAUUGCUCCAACCUGGAUGAAUGUUUCGCUAAAAAUGAAAGAGGAUGUGGAGACAGACAAAGCUUUUGGAUGGGUCUUGGAAAUGUAUGCAUAUGCUGUUGCAAGUGCAUUGCAUGGUGUGCACCACAGCCUCCAAAAAGAUUUCAUGAUUCAGCCUCCAUGGGACGCGAAAUCAGACAACACAUUCAUCAUCCAUUAUACUUACGGAUGUGACUAUUCAUUAAAGGGUGAGCUGACUUAUGGUAAGAUCGGGGAAUGGCGUUUUGAUAAGAGAUCUUAUCUUCGCUCACCACCACCGAGAAAUCUUUCAUUACCCCCUCCAGGAGUUCCUGAAAGUGUGUUCACGUUUCUGAAAUUUCUGAAUUGCCUUGCGUCAAAGUGUAAAAUCUUAUCUUUCUGGCAUUCACAAUAG